AGUUUCUAGCUAGAAAUAAGCGUUUGACUUCUUACAAAACACAACUUAACUAUCCAUAGAAUUGUACUUUUUCACACACCCAUUUGAUAGAGUUCAACUUGGACACACCGAUUAGUUGGAUAUACACUCAAAACACAUCGAAAGGAUUCUAAAAUUCAACCAUUUUGUGGGUGGUUCAACCCACCCCCUCCGCCCUUACCAUUUGCCAAGUCAUCGCCGUCUAGGCUGCCAAAGCUGUCAACCCCGCAACUAUUUUGACACGUUGUGCUCUCUUCUCGUUAAAGGGAUUGUCCCAACCAACCUAUGAAGCUACCCUUCAAAUAUCCACCCACCUCCUGUAUAUACAUAUAUAAAGGGCACGCUGCUAGUUUGUUAUCCCCUCAAAGAAGAAGGGCGGAAAAUCAUAGGCAAACUGUCAUUUCUUUCUCAGCUUUGCGAGAUGGACUGGACUAGAGGGCACACCAUAGGCCGCGGCUCCACGGCUACAGUUUCCGUCGCCACCUCUAUUCAAUCCGGUGAUGUUUUCGCCGUGAAGUCCGUCGAGCUAUCUCAGUCUGGAUUCUUGCAAAGGGAGCAAAAGAUCCUCUCUUCUUUAAUCUCACCUUUCAUAGUUAGCUACAAGGGGUGCGACGUUACUAGAAAGAACAACAAAGUCAUGUACAAUCUCUUCUUGGAGUACAUGCCCAGAGGCUCACUUAGCAAUGCGAUUCGUGCUCAUGAUGGAGGUCGGCUCGACGAAUCAUUGAUCAGGAUUUUCACGUAUCAAAUCUUGCAAGGUCUAGAUUACUUACAUUUGAACGGAUUGGUGCAUUGUGACAUUAAGAGCAGCAACAUUUUAGUAGCUCAAAGUGGUGCCAAGAUUGCGGAUUUCGGGUGUGCAAAGCGUGUGGAACAACAGGGACCGAUCGCUGGCACGCCAAUGUUUAUGGCACCGGAGGUGGCGCGUGGGGAGGAGCAGGGGUUCGCAAGCGAUAUAUGGGCUUUAGGAUGCACAAUUAUUGAAAUGGCUAGUGGCGGAACACCUUGGCAUAACGUCAGCGACCCAGUCUCCAUCAUUUACAGGGCAGGGUAUUUGAGGAAGGUGAUACAGUUAUGGAUGACAUUGAAUACAAAGAUGAAAUAG
Populus euphratica (Euphrates poplar) is the source of this 1123-nucleotide messenger RNA. RefSeq names its product mitogen-activated protein kinase kinase kinase 2-like. The record is from RefSeq and is a predicted model, not a curated record. Lineage: Eukaryota; Viridiplantae; Streptophyta; Magnoliopsida; Malpighiales; Salicaceae. Gene Ontology annotation, molecular function: ATP binding; protein kinase activity. Bases 440 to 1123 code for a protein of 227 amino acids. The transcript has a single exon. Gene Ontology annotation, biological process: protein phosphorylation; signal transduction.